Molecule: messenger RNA, 1587 nt
Organism: Metarhizium album ARSEF 1941
Lineage: Eukaryota; Fungi; Ascomycota; Sordariomycetes; Hypocreales; Clavicipitaceae
Product: ent-kaurene oxidase
Exons: 3
Coding region: 1-1587 (528 amino acids)
Molecular function (GO): iron ion binding; heme binding; oxidoreductase activity, acting on paired donors, with incorporation or reduction of molecular oxygen
Source: RefSeq, a predicted model, not a curated record
AUGUUCUUGUUGUAUUGGCUGCUGAUUGCGGCCCUUGGCUUUGUUCUCGGCUUUGUCCUCGACUACUUGUUUCUAAUCAAGUACCCCGACGAACUACCUACCAUCAGAUACAACCGUGGUCUUUGGUCUCACAUCAGAAGCAACGUUGGCUACUUCACCAGCCAAAAGGCAUGGAUCAGAGAGGGAUAUAACAAGUACAACAAGAAAGGCCUGCCAUUUCUCGCCCCAUCGGGCUUGUCACGGCCCCAUGACGUCGUGCUGCCUCGGUCCAUGCUCCCGUGGCUUCGUGAGCAGCCCGAAAGCGCCGUGGACGCCCGGAUGGCCCAUAUGGUCGGCGUCUACGGUGACUACAACUUUCUCGACUCGCAGAUUAUCCGGUCUCCGUUUGGCAUGAGGGCUAUCCAGAAAUCGCUGAACCGCAGCUUGCCAGGCCUCGUCUCCGCCGUGGAUGAAGAGGUCCAGCGCGCCGUGAACUCGGCCCUGAAGGACGUUGGCGACGACUGGACGAGCAUCAACCUCUGGGACAUGUGGCAGGCGAUUGUGCCAUCCGUGACCAACAGGAUGCUUGUCGGCCCUACUCUCUGCCGCGACAAGCAGUUUCUAGAGGCCAUGGUUGGUUUCACACACGUGGUCCUGCGAAACUGCGUCCUAUUACGCCUGUCGCCGUCCGUCCUGCACCCCGUGCUGGGCCGGCUGCUGGCCGUGUCGAACUGGAUCUACUGGCGACGCGCGUACAAAAGGGUCGGACCCGUCAUCACGACUCGGAUCGACAAGAUGCGCCGCAGAGCCAGGGGCGACCCGGAGCUGCGAGGCUGGUCCCCCCCCGAGGACUACAUCACCUGGCUCGUCGGCUUGGCCUUGGAAGAAGGCCGCGCCAGCGAGCUGGACCCGGUCGUCAUAUCGAAACGUCUGCUGCCCAUCGAGUUCGCGGCCAUCGACACGACCGUCCUCACGGGAGUCCUAUGGAUCCAGGACCUGCUCAAGACGCCAUCCGUCACCGACGACCUCACGGCCGAGCUGCGCGUCCAUCGGCCGGCCCCCGGCGAAUCUUGGUCGGCCAAGGCGCUGCAGUCGCUUGUCCAGGUAGACUCUUCUAUCCGCGAGUCGCAGCGCCUGAGCAACUUCCAUCUCACGCUCGUCGAGCGCGUCGUCGUCGCACCCGACGGCGUGUCCCUGCCCGGUGUUGGGUGGAAGCUGCCAAGGGGCGCCCACAUCACCGUCAACAUGGACAGCAGCCAUCACGACGAGGACAUGUACGACGACGCCCAAACGUACAAGGCGUUGCGCUUCUCGACGAUGCGCAAGGAGCGAGAUGGGAAUCCCGGCGCGACUGCCGACGCAGCAAAACCUCUGGGCAUGGUAUCGAUGAACGACCACCACUUUCCAUUUGGCCACGGAAAGCACGCAUGUCCGGGCCGCUUCUUUGUCGCGCACGAGAUGAAGCUCAUCGCCGCACACCUUCUGUUGAACUUUGAUCUGGAGGCGGCAGAUGACGCUCCUUCUAGUCCGGUAUGGAUCGGCGCCGGUAUGAUGCCACCAUUUAGAAGCCGCAUACGGGUAAGGAGAAAGUCGUCUUCUGCGGACUAG